Molecule: messenger RNA, 3360 nt
Organism: Pongo pygmaeus (Bornean orangutan)
Lineage: Eukaryota; Metazoa; Chordata; Mammalia; Primates; Hominidae
Gene: OSTM1
Product: osteoclastogenesis associated transmembrane protein 1
Exons: 9
Coding region: 98-1102 (334 amino acids)
Biological process (GO): osteoclast differentiation
Cellular component (GO): cytosol
Source: RefSeq, a predicted model, not a curated record
GGCCUGCGCCCGCGGAAACCGGAAGCGGCGGCUUUCCGCGGUGCCGGCUGGGGGCGGAGAGGCGGCGGUGGGCGCGCUGGGGUGUGUGAGCCCGGUGAUGGCGCCGGGCCCGACAGCCGCGCAGCGGAGGUGUUCGUUGCCGCCGUGGCUGCCGCUGGGGCUGCUGCUGUGGUCGGGGCUGGCCCUGGGCGCGCUCCCCUUCGGCAGCAGUCCGCACAGGGUCUUCCACGACCUCCUGUCGGAGCAGCAGCUGAUGGAGGUGGAGGACUUGUCCCUGUCCCUCCUGCACGGUGGAGGGCUGGGGCCUCUGUCGCUGCCCCCGGACCUGCCGGAUCUGGAUCCCGAGUGCCGGGAGCUCCUGCUGGACUUCGCCAACAGCAGCGCAGAGCUGACAGGGUGUCUGGUGCGCAGCGCCCGGCCCGUACGCGUCUGUCAGACCUGCUACCCCCUCUUCCAACAGGUCGUCAGCAAGAUGGACAACAUCAGCCGAGCCGCGGGGAAUGCUUCAGAGAGUCAGAGUUGUGCCAGAAGUCUCUUAAUGGCAGAUAGAAUGCAAAUAGUUGUGAUUCUCUCAGAGUUUUUUAAUACCACAUGGCAGGAGGCAAAUUGUGCAAAUUGUUUAACAAACAACAGUGAAGAAUUAUCAAACAGCACAGUAUAUUUCCUUAAUCUAUUUAAUCACACCCUGACCUGCUUUGAGCAUAACCUUCAGGAGAAUGCACAUAGUCUUUUACAGACAAAAAAUUAUUCAGAAGUAUGCAAAAACUGCCGUGAAGCAUACAAAACUCUGAGUAGUCUGUACAGUGAAAUGCAAAAAAUGAAUGAACUUGAGAAUAAGGCUGAACCUGGAACACAUUUAUGCAUUGAUGUGGAAGAUGCAAUGAACAUCACUCGAAAACUAUGGAGUCGAACUUUCAACUGUUCAGUCCCUUGCAGUGACACAGUGCCUGUAAUUGCUGUUUCUGUGUUCAUUCUCUUUCUACCUGUUGUCUUCUACCUUAGUAGCUUUCUUCACUCAGAGCAAAAGAAACGCAAACUCAUUCUGCCCAAACGUCUCAAGUCCAGUACCAGUUUUGCAAACAUUCAGGAAAAUUCAAACUGAGACCUACAAAAUGGAGAAUUGACAUAUCACGUGAAUGAAUGGUGGAAGACACAAUUUGGUUUCAGAAAGAAGAUAAACUGUGAUUUGACAAGUCAAGUUCUUAAGAAAUACAAGGACUUCAGAUCCAUUUUUAAAUAAGAAUUUUCCAUUUUUCUUUCCUUUUCCACUUCUUUCUAACAGAUUUGGAUAUUUUUAAUUUCCAGGUGUAGCAAUGUUAUCUAUUUUAAUGUAUAUUUGUCACAAUAACAGAAGAUGCAAGAACAAUCAUUAUUUUAUUUUAUAGGUAUUGAGUUUAGAUGCCUACUUUUAUGAGUACCAUCAGCUGGACACAGUGUCUCAUACCUGUAUUUACAGCACUUUGGGAGGCUGAAGCAGAUCGCUUGAGCUUAUGAGUUCGAGACCAGUCUGGGCAACAUGGCGAAACCUUGUCUCUGCAAAAAGUACAAAAAUUAGCUGGGUAUGGUGCCAGGCGUGGUGGUGCGUGCCUGUAAUCCCAGCUACUCGGGAGACUGAGGCAGGAGAAUCGCAGGAGGCAGAGUUUGCAAUGAGCCAAGAUCACACCACUGCAUUCCAGCAAAAAAAUAAAAAGAAGGCUGAAUUCCUGGAAGCAGAAUUGACUGUCAAACAGAUUGCAUCAAGGCAUUUGCUGCUUUGAAGUUGGGUUGAAGGGUACAUUCAGACUCAGAUCCAAUUCCACUCCUUCCAUGACAUCUUACAUGAUUUUCUUCUGCUCCUGACUCUUCAUAUUUCUCAGAGAAGCAACUUGCCAUAAAGGAAAAGGCAAGGACUUUGAAAUCAGACCUGGGGCUUUCCUCCUACUUGGAUAAGCAAUUUGGUUCUCUGAGCCUCGGUUUCUACACCUGUGAAAUGGGAGUUCAUAAUACUUGCCUCAAAAAAAAAAUUUUGCACAAAUUAAGUAUACAAAAAGCCUACAGCACAAUACCCAACCUGGAGUAUUUCAUGCUGCUCAGUAAGUAUUUGUCCAUCUGUUUCCUUAUGGGCUACACUGCACAAAUUGGCUAUGUAAUUUGGCACUUGUUUAUGCACCCGCUCAUGCUGUUACCAGCUUCUUUAUUGUUCUUUACUGUGUGUGAUUGUUAUUCCUCCUCUCCAGACUACAUUGUAAUCUCUUCCAAUUCAAGGACUCUAUCUCCUUUGUCCUUUGUACCCAUAGUUCAAUGAAUGGUUUUUGAAGUUAGAGUAGCACUUGUUUGAGAAAAGAUAAAAUACAUUCCUGAACUACACUGUAUGAUGUUAGAAGGUGUCUUUGUAGCAGGUCUACAGAAAAGAAUGUUUGAGACCUUGAAGAAAAGUCCUUCAGCUGCCUGUGAAAAGUAUAAAUGGUAGAAACGUAACUAUUUAGUGGAAAGUGAGAAGCACUGCUUUGCCACUCAUGAACCCCUCCUGUUAAAGCGCUGAAGAUUCCAGGCUGGAGCCAGUGCUGAGUAUCAUGAAUUACUGCCCUUAAAACUAGCAUCUCAAGUCAUAUAUAAUACCUUUUCUGGGCAAGAGUCCCAUCUCCUUAAUCUCUGCUAAAUGAGUGUUUAUUAGAUCUGGCUGUUGAAAAAUACCAAGUUAAAUCAGACAGUUAAAAAAAACCAACAUGAUGCCCAUAACUGGUUUAAUUUAUCUUCCCACUUCAGUAAUCCCACACAUUAUCUACUUAUUUGCUGUAAUGAACAUGCCAUUCAGCUAAAAUAAGAUUAACUGCUUAAACCAUGGCAUUACAGGCAGAGAACUUUAAUGCUGCUUUGUGUUUCAUUUUAAGGAUUCAGCAGUUAAAUGAUAUGGUGUUGUCAUUUCUUCCUUUGUAAUCAAGACGGUUUCACUUAGGAUUAGUGCUCCCCAGCUGAUUCUCCUGAUGGAACAUUUGAAGCAGCAAAUUUAUAUGUCUAAGUUACAGCCUGGCAGCAAUAACAACCUUCUGAAUCAAACCUGUUGGCCUCAUCAGCACUCAAAUUGGACUGCUCUUUGUGAAGCCCCGUCUGCUCUAAUGGUGAUGGAAAUCUCGCCUGCCAUGCAGACCAGGGAUGGAAAAUUGAAAGGGGACUUGGGCAUGCAUCUGGAAAAUAGCACUGUGAUGCCCCAGGUGGGAUCAGGGUUCAGAAAAUUAACCCACAUUCCCCCACGUGAAUGAGCAUUUGCCUGUUCUCUGCAUCAAAGUCAAAUCCCACUUCUUUAAUGGUGCUUUCUGGACUGUUCUAGCCCCACUUAUCUCUCUUUUCUUCGAACUCAUUAUAAUUAUACAUCUCCCUACA